This is a messenger RNA of Epinephelus moara (kelp grouper), 1113 nucleotides long. RefSeq lists its product as uncharacterized. The coding region runs from base 55 to 1113 and encodes 352 amino acids. The transcript has 2 exons. The record is from RefSeq and is a predicted model, not a curated record. Lineage: Eukaryota; Metazoa; Chordata; Actinopteri; Perciformes; Serranidae.
CAGUUGUGUGUUGGACGUCUCAGGUGUGUGUUGGACGUCUCAGGUGUGUGUUGGAUGUCUCAGGUAUGUGUUGGACGUCUCAGCUGUGAGUUGGACGUCUCAGGUGUGUGUGUUGGAUGUCGCAGGUGUGCGUGUUGGAUGUCUCAGGUGUGUGUUGGACGUCUCAGGUGUGUGUUGGACGUCUCAGUUGUGUGUGUUGGACGUCUCAGGUGUGUGUUGGACGUCUCAGGUGUGUGUUGGACGUCUCAGUUGUGUGUGUUGGAAGUCUCAGGUGUGUGUGUUGGAUGUCGCAGGUGUGUGUGUUGGACGUCUCAGGUGUGCGUGUUGGACGUCUCAGGUGUGUGUGUUGGAUGUCGCAGGUGUGUGUUGGACGUCUCAGGUGUGUGUUGGAUGUCUCAGGUGUGUGUGUUGGAUGUCUCAGGUGUGUGUGUUGGACGUCUCAGGUGUGUGUGUUGGAUGUCUCAGGUGUGUGUUGGACGUCUCAGGUGUGUGUUGGAUGUCUCAGGUGUGUGUGUUGGAUGUCUCAGGUGUGUGUUGGAUGUCGCAAGUGUGUGUUGGACGUCUCAGGUGUGUGUUGGAUGUCUCAGGUGUGUGUUGGAUGUCUCAGCUGUGUGUGUUGGAUGUCUCAGCUGUGUGUGUUGGAUGUCUCAGGUGUGUGUGUUGGAUGUCUCAUGUGUGUGUUGGACGUCGCAGGUGUGUGUUGGAUGUCGCAGGUGUGUGUUGGACAUCUCAGGUGUGUGUUGGAUGUCUCAGGUGUGUGUUGGAUGUCUCAGGUGUGUGUGUGUUGGAUGUCGCAGGUGUGUGUUGGACGUCUCAGGUGUGUGUUGGACAUCUCAGGUGUGUGUUGGACGUCUCAGUUGUGUGUGUUGGACGUCUCAGGUGUGCGUGUUGGACGUCUCAGGUGUGCGUGUUGGACGUCUCAGGUGUGUGUGUUGGAUGUCUCAGGUGUGUGUUAGACGUCUCAGAUGUGUGUGUUGGAUGUCGCAGGUGUGCGUGUUGGACGUCUCAGGUGUGUGUUGGACGUCUCAGGUGUGUGUGUUGGAUGUCUCAGGUGUGUGUUGGACGUCUCAGGUGUGUGUUGGACGUCUCAGGUGUGUGUUGGAUGUGACCUGA